AGAGUGAACAGAAACCUGUUGCUGCUGCAGUCGGUUUGUCCACGGGAGAGUAAUGAGUGGACUUUGAACAAGUGUGCGAGACAUCGCUACUCGGACGGCUGUACAAGAUCUUAAAGAACAGUUUUUUUCCGCAGCAUUCUUCAGGAGACUCGAGUAUUUGUCAUAUGUUCGAUCAAGUCGGUAUGGUUGGCAAAUAAAAGGGAAUUGUUCGGUUUUGGUGACCUCGAUUAGACUUGUUUCGUUGUCAAUGGUGCAGUAAAAACAAAUGAGAUGCAGCCAACGAAAAUACUACAAACGGUGGUACUAGCUGUGCUGGUUUCUGUGGUUUGCAGUUCUGCUUUUGCCAAAAGUAUUGGAAUAUAUGCAAGUGGUGACGAAAAUAUUUACAAAUAUAACAAUUAUAGAGGGUUACGACAAGUGAACUUCAACCAGCCAACAUACGGGCAGCUCGGACCUGGGCAGCCUCUAAAUGUAUUUGCUCAAGUUAUAGAAAAUACAGCUGCAGUUUUCAAAAAUACAAACAAACAAAUAGAAUCUACGUUCAACCAACUCACAAGACCAUAUGGAUUAGGAGGACAAAGUGGGUAUGAGCUAGGUUUAGGAGUCACUAUUGGAAAUGGCGGAAGUUUUGGAAUAAACUCAUACCAAUACGCUCCACCAUCGUCCUACGGAUAUCCCUCAUCAUCAAACAGCCGCCCACCAUAUGGACGCCCGCCUCCGCCUCACGGUCCUCCUCCUCCACAUGGUCCACCACCUCCUCCACAUGGUCCACCACCUCCUCCACAUGGUCCACCUCCUCCACAUGGUCAUCCUACUCCACAUGGUCCCCCACCACCACAUGGUCAUCCUCCUCCACAUGGACCACCACCGCCACACGGCGGAUAUCCGCCCGCACAUCAUAGACACCACCAUGGUCAUGGGUAUGGACAUGGUCAAGGACCUGAGUAUGGCCACAAUUACCACCAUGGGCACGAAGAUAUCAGUUAUUCAAAUACACCACACGUCCCUAGCAAAUUUCCUGCAGGAAACAAUAAUCAAUUUGAAGCAGGCGUACCAUCGUCAAUACCCAACAAUUCCAAGGACCCGUUACUUGAAAAACCUGCAGUGCCUAAUUUGUUUGGAUCACAAGGUCCGGUUUCAACAUCAACUCCCGCAACUAAUCCAAUCCCAACUUCAGUACCAUCAACAGCCUCAGCACCAGCACCGGUACCGGCACCGCCACCACCCGUUCUUCUUCCGUUGCCACCUAUAUCUCCGUCAUCGUCAGCUGCUACAUCUUCUACUGUAACGCCAGAAUCGGCUGAAAGUAUUGAGGAUGUGACUUAUGAUCUAGAUAUCCGUGGUGAGUUCAACGAAACCGACACCAGGCAACGCCGACAAGUACUACCUAAUCUGUUGUCUUCUCUUGGGAACAUCGUGCAAUCAGGCAUUAAUCUAGCAAACUCAGCUAGUUAUAAACCCCUUGGCCAACAGCAGCAACAGGUAUUACCAUUUUUAGGUAAUUUUGGUCAACGACAGCCGGCCUCGCAGCGUCCGGUCGAAUUAGGAAACCCUCAACAAUCAAUACAAUCACCACCACAACCAAUUCCGCAUCAGCAUUACUAUCCUGAACCGUCACCAGAAUUACCAGCCUUGAAUUUACAAGAGCUCGGAAAUUCGGAUUUCACCUGGACACACGAAAACAUAGGCGUAGAUCGUGACAGCAAACGCGUUCGUAGAAAUUCUGAUUUUUUCUUUCCAACGGACGACGACGAGUUCCGGCCAACGCCGUACCGACCUCUUCAUAAACCAACACCACCGACGCGGCCCUCCGGCGGAUCUCAAGCUGGCUCGCAAUCGCAGUCUGAAAACAUCUGGGGUGGUUUCCAGCAAAGUAGUGGUUCGCAAUCGCAGUCACAAUCUAAUCAGAACGAACUGGGAUUGUUCAACCAAAACUCUGCUGGUAGUACUUCCGGGAACAUAGCCGUCGACGGAUCGUCAGGGCAGUUGAGUGCGGCAAACACAAUGCAACAAAGCUUCGAAACUGCCGAUUCUUCUGGCAGCAAAAACACGGCUCAAAGUCAAUCGGCGAACUUUGACAAAGAGGGCAAUCUCGCGCUAUCAUCGUCUAAUGCCAACACAAAUUCCGUCCGGGAGAAAGACAAGUUCAAGGAACAGUCUAAUGCAGGUUCAUCAUCGACGCUGCAGAAUCAGCACGGUACAUCAUCCAGCAAUGCACAGACCAAUUCCGAAACGUUCUUCGAAAAUGGACUACACGGGAACAAAAAUACUGCUUCUAGUCAGUCCCAGCAGAUCAACAAAGAUGGUUCCGUGUCCGGGUCGAACUCGAAUACCAUGAGCAACACUUUUACCGGGCCAAACGGCCAGCAAGGGUCGUCGUCCUCCAGUCAGUCGUCGAGUUUUAAUACAGGCUCUUCCGGAGCAAAUGGAGGAGGAUCUACCUCAUCGGCAAGUUCUUCGUCGUCUUCCAGUUCCGGAAGUGGUGGUUCGUUCAGUAUAAGUGGAUCUUUUUCCGGGUUACCCAAUUUUGGACCGUUUCCGAACUUGUUCCAGCAGUUCAAGGGGCAACUUGGAAACAAUGGUAGAUAAUUUUCUGAGUUAGUUUCGUCACGAAUAAUAAAGAGAGCGGUUCGUA
Molecule: messenger RNA, 2635 nt
Organism: Malaya genurostris
Lineage: Eukaryota; Metazoa; Arthropoda; Insecta; Diptera; Culicidae
Product: atrophin-1-like
Exons: 2
Coding region: 271-2589 (772 amino acids)
Source: RefSeq, a predicted model, not a curated record